CGGAAGAGACGGAAGCCGCUGAGGAUCAGUAAAGAUGGCGAGCGCUGAAACAGAGGCCGAGGCGCCGCGUCUCUCCGAGCUUCUGGACGGAGGAUGGAAGCUGUUUGAGGAGGUGGAGAGCACCGCGGAGCCCACCGGCUCUAACCCCAUACAGGUGAAGGUGAAGCGGGGAAUGAAGCAGCUGGAGGAGGCGCUGAGCAUGGUGGAGCAGCUGAACCUGUUCAGUCGUAACGAGGAGCUGGAUGAAGUUGCCACAGCUGAUCUGAAGUACCUGUUGUUGCCAGCACUGCUGGCAGCACUGACGCUGAAGCAAGUGAACGCCGCACAGAGGCUGGACCACGUGCAGAAAGCCCGCAGACACUUCAUGGACUUCCUGCACAGAUGUAAGGACUACAGCAUCAGCAGCUUUCACAUGCCUGGGGACAGUGAGAGUGUGGAGACCACACCCACAGAGACGGAGCCCGACUCCACAGUUUCUGCCCCACGGCCCCAGCAGCCGGACUUCAUUGCCAUGGCGACGCAGAGACAGGCCAAAAUUGAAAGGUUCAAGCAGCGAAAAGAGGCAGAGGCUAAGCUAGCAGAGUUGCGUACGGCAGUUGAAGGUGGGUCAGCAGAUGAUGAAGUUGUAAGGGAGUUUUACCUUCUUCAGGCGCGCAGGUGGAUUAACAUCGCCAUCGAGGAGAUUGACUCUAUCGACCAGGAGAUGCAGAUACUCAAGAGGAUGGAUGUUCUCAAACAGACUCCAGCCCAGCCACCUCAUUCAAGAAGACCUCCCAUGAAGCCUUUCAUUCUAACUAAAGAUGCAGUACAGGCAAAGGUUUUUGGAGCUGGUUACCCAAGUCUCGCCACUAUGACUGUGGAUGACUGGUAUGAUCAGCACAGAAGAAAAGGAUGCUUACCUGACCAAGGAAUCCCACAGAGUUCAGCUGACGUGGACGCAGAGGAGCGAGAACGGGAGGAGAAAGAGCGGAGAGAAGAAGUGGAUGACGAAGAGGCUUUACAGAAAGCCAGAGACUGGGACAAUUGGAAGGACACACACCGUAGAGGAUAUGGCAACCGCAAGAACAUGGGCUGAAAACCCGCACACCCAAAAGCAAGAACUCUGGGUGGCCUUACAUAGAUGUACACACUGACAUACCCACACUAUGAAAGGACACACUGAAGAGGAUUUUGCAGCCCCAACCUCUUAAAAGGAGAGACUUUGGAUGGCCUCACACUAUAGAAACCAUGGGUUGAAUAUUUAAAUGAACACACACACACCAACAGCAAAGAUGCUGGACAGCCUUACACAUACAUACAUACCUACCCACACACACACCAUUUAUUCAGUUUAAACUAGAAACACAGCAAUUGUGUAGAGAACAUGGCAACUGUAAGAACAUGUACAAAACAAGAAGACACACACACAACAUUCUCUUUCUCCAAAAAUAAAUGGUGUAAAAUGCUGACUGUGUGUGUUUAAGAACAAUAGAGAGAAUAUUAGAUAAGUUAAGACAAUGUAUCCUGGUAUUUAUACUGGAUGUCUGGUAGAAUAAAAUAAGAAGAGUCAGUUAAGGCACACUGAAACUGUUCAGUUCUAAACACAAUUGAUUAACAGCAUUUGUAAUCAUUUGUACGUUUAGAGUAUAAGUUACUGAUAUUCAUAAGACUAAGCAGUGUGAAAUUAAACCCAGUUUGUAAUGUAAUGGAUGGCAGAAAGUGUACAGCCCUUCUAAUUGACCCAACAGAAUAUGGGCUUUUAGAACAAGUCAGGUUCUAGAGAGAAAAUUUGAUAAAAUAAAAAAAUAACUUGUUUCUGGUUUACCAUCACAAUACCAUGGCUUAAUUCUUUCCAUACCAUUUAACCAUUAUUGUGAUUCUGUAGUAGUCUAAUGCCAACCACACACUGGAACACUUUGAAAAGACUUUUUUUUAUUAAAGUCUUAAACUCACA
Astyanax mexicanus (Mexican tetra) is the source of this 1933-nucleotide messenger RNA. It is a transcript of the gene igbp1, whose product is annotated as immunoglobulin (CD79A) binding protein 1. The transcript has 6 exons. Bases 35 to 1075 code for a protein of 346 amino acids. Gene Ontology annotation, biological process: regulation of dephosphorylation; regulation of signal transduction. Lineage: Eukaryota; Metazoa; Chordata; Actinopteri; Characiformes; Acestrorhamphidae. Gene Ontology annotation, molecular function: protein phosphatase 2A binding. The record is from RefSeq and is a predicted model, not a curated record. Gene Ontology annotation, cellular component: cytosol.